Molecule: messenger RNA, 2713 nt
Organism: Durusdinium trenchii
Lineage: Eukaryota; Dinophyceae; Suessiales; Symbiodiniaceae
Source: the annotation of a GenBank genome assembly
GGGCCAUGCAAGUCAUUUUUCAGUUUCUUUUUUGCACCCGCGGAGCAGCAUGCGAAGGGCCAUCAGCACGAGGCUGGGUAACAAAAAGAGCACAUACUGCUGAGCUGAGUGCUUGAUAGUGUUUUGCUUCAAUUUUUGCCCGUCUUGUUGUUCUGACUUUCCCAAUAGCCUUCUUCCAGAAAUUUUGCUCAAACGCUUCCGCCAGCCGUUGAAAGAAACCUCGCUUCUGAUGGCGCCGAACGAUACAUCAGCGGCGGAGUGCGACGCAUUCUUCGGAUGUGGCUACUGCGCUGAGGCCUAUUCUGACCAGAGUCAGCUCUCUGUGCACAUCAGUAUGCAGCAUGAGGGCAAGAAGUUCAUCAGUGUUCCAGCGCCUUUGCCUUCCAGAGAGCAAGAGCUUCUGCACAAGCCAUCGACCUCGGCCAUCUCAAAGAACAUCCCUCUGUCAGAGGUGAACCGUCACUGUACGCCCGAGAGCUGCUGGGUAGCUUUGAAUGGAAAGGUCUAUGACCUCUCAGAGUUCAUGGAUCGCCAUCCGGGCGGCCCUACAACCAUCUUGGCGUGGGCUGGCAAGGAUGCCUCCAAGUUUUUCAAUGAGAUCCACAAGGGUGUAAAGAUCGAUUCUUAUUUGCGCCCUGAGUCGUACCUGGGUAACUUGGGUGUGGAUGGCGACCUCAUGUCUGACGAGUUCUGGCACACCCUUCGAGAGGUUCGCAUUGCGGAGAUCCGAGAAGAGAUUGACCGCGUCCUAAGCCAGACCGCAACUACCCACAAAGCCGACAGUGUAAUGCGACUUUUGCAAGAUAAGAACUUGGAUCCCAACCUCAAGCUGCAGCUUCAACGUUUGGAGACUCAGAAGCGAGCAGCGCUGGACUCUGAGGAUUACACAAAGGCAUUGGAUGUCAAGAGGGACAUUGAGAAGAUUCUGUCCGACCAGGCCCAUGCUCAUAUGCAUGACGUGCCGCUGGAGAGCUCAUACACCAGCGGUGGCAUUCCAUUGUCAGAGGUGGCUCGUCACAACAAGCCUCAUGAUUGCUGGAUUGCGAUCAACAAGAAUGUCUAUGACCUCACGGAUUUCCUGAUCCAUCAUCCCGAACAGCGCAAUUCCAUCCUCGCUUGGGCUGGCAGAGAUGCGACUGCGAUGUGGGACAAGAUCCCUGGACGUUUCCCUAGCAAGCAGUGGAUGGAUUUCUUCAUGCGAAGCGAAUGGAAGAUGGGCGAUGUCGGUGCUGAGCCAAAAAGGGACGCUGUCUACGAGCAACUGAAGCAGCUGCAUGAUGAGUUGCGCAGGCUUGAGGGCCCCUCCAAGGAGGACAUUGAAGCAGCAAAGACAGCAGUGAAGGUCCCAGGUAAGACAGAUGCACCAACCCUCUCUGAGGAGGCUCGCUUUCCAAAGCUUGCAGAAAUCUCAGCUGGGAAGGAGCUUCCUUUCUUCACUCGUGCAGAAGUUGCGAAGCACACCACCGCAGAUGAGCCGUACAUGAUCAUCCACAACCGUGUCUACAACUUGAAGCCUUUGAUCGGAAGCCAUCCAGGAGGUGACGACAUUUUGUUGAACAAAGCUGGUACAGAUGCAACCAAGGACUUUGAGGUCUUCGAGCAUUCGGAGAAGGCUCGGGUGCAGCGUGACCGGGACAUGUUGGUUGGUCAAUUGGUGCCAGGAGAGAACACCGACUGGUCAGCGGAGGCCACAGUUGCUCAGGUGGUUGGCGAGGAGACAUCUGAGGUGGGCCGAUACAUGAAGUACAAGGCCACAGAUAUUGCGGUCGGGGCUGUAGCAUGGUAUCUCUACAAGACCUUGCAAAACACCAAGCCUUUGUCACAGUUCACCUACAGCCGAGCAUUGCGACACUUGCAUCUCAUCAUGGCCGUGGGAAUCUUUGGAGCAGUUGGAACAGCUCAGGCCGCCUCCUACUCAGAAGGGCAGACCAGGAAACAGAUGCUGUGGUGGCACAAGCAGACCGGCCUGGCGAUGCUCUUUGCCCUUGUUGUGCGCUUCUUCCUUCGUAUGCAGAGCGGCAUUCCUCCCCGCUUCCCAGGAAAUCCCAUGGUCCAAAUGCUGGAGACACAGAGCCUUCGUGCCUUCUAUGUCCUUGCUCUCUUGUUGCCUGUGUCCGGCAUUGCCAACGAAUACUUCUUGAAGUGGGCUCCGGGCUCUGACAAGACUGGAAAUGCGGAAGAUGACAAGAGGAAUGACAGGCUGGCGAAGCAGUCCAUUGACGCCCACAAGUUGCUGGGCAAGUUCUUGCAAUUCGCUUGGCUUCCCUUCCACCUUGGCUACACCACCUUCUACCAUUGGACUCAGGGUCGAGGUGUGGUCAAGAAGGUCUCGCCAUUCAUUUGAGGUCAUUCACCGUAUCCAUAGCAUCACCUUGUAACUCCAAGGUGGUCAGUUUCAUUGCAUCUCUUGAAUCAAAGCCGUCAAAGCCAAGUUUUUAUCAAUCUCGGCAUCGGCAUCCAAGGGUUGCUGCUUUCGUAGCUUUUUGUGUAGGUUGCUGAAUCUUCCAGAGCAAUCUCGGGGGUGCCAAUGCAGUUGAACUGCUGCUAGCUGCUAGCAUAUUUCUCUAAAGUAACACUUGCUUGAAUGUCAUAAGGCUCAGGCAUGCGGCAUACCCUGACACAGUUUUGGCCGAGGGCAGCACGCAUUCUGUGAAUGGCAGCUGCGACGGCAUCAGGAAUAACCCACCUGCCUCGCAAUUUGUUGCAGUUGAAA